Asparagus officinalis (garden asparagus) is the source of this 2855-nucleotide messenger RNA. Its product is annotated as pentatricopeptide repeat-containing protein At3g57430, chloroplastic. Bases 82 to 2571 code for a protein of 829 amino acids. Gene Ontology annotation, molecular function: protein binding; RNA binding; zinc ion binding. The record is from RefSeq and is a predicted model, not a curated record. Lineage: Eukaryota; Viridiplantae; Streptophyta; Magnoliopsida; Asparagales; Asparagaceae. Gene Ontology annotation, cellular component: intracellular membrane-bounded organelle. Gene Ontology annotation, biological process: RNA modification. The transcript has a single exon.
GAUAGUAUGGAAAGAUAGUAACUUUGGUAUUUUCCCCAGUAGAUUGCAUUCCAGUCCUCAUUCAGCAGCAACUGAUUCAAAAUGGACUUCACCCAACUUCAUCCCUUAUCACAUCCCCCGCUCCCAUGUCCUCCUCCACUCUCCCCGUACUUCGACUCCUCCAUCUCCACGUUCAUCUCCAUGCUCAACUCCUCCCUCAUCCCCGACCACUUCGCCUUCCCUGCCGCCCUCAAAUCCUCCGCUGGACUUCGCAACCUCCCCCUCGGCCGCCAGCUCCACGCCUCCCUCACAAAACACGGCUACCACUCAACCCCCAUCACCGUCCCCAACACCCUCAUCACAAUGUAUGCCAAGUGCGGUGACAUCGAUAGCGCGCUCAAAGCGUUCGAGAAAAUGCCGCAACGAGACCAGGUUUCCUGGAACUCGCUCAUUGCUGCACUGUGCAUGUUUGAACGGUGGGGGAGCGCACUUGAAGCAUUUCGGGCGAUGCAGAUGGAGGAUGUGGAGCCGAGCUCGUUUACGUUGGUCAGCGUGGUGCUUGCUUGCUCGAAUGUUGGGGAGUUUGGUGGAGUGAGACUGGGGAAGCAGGUUCACGGGUAUGGGUUACGAGCGGGGUUUUAUAGUGAUGGGAAGACGUUUACUUAUAACGCGUUGAUCGCGAUGUAUGCAAAGUUGAAGAGGGUGGAUUAUUCGGUUGAGCUUUUCGACCGGUUUGAUGGUCGUGAUGUUGUUAGUUGGAAUACGAUGAUUAGUUCUUUGGUGCAGAAUGAACGAGGUUGGGAGGCGUUGAGGCUGUUGUAUGAUAUGGUGGGUUGCGGGAUUAAGCCUGAUGGUGUUACUCUUUCAAGUGUGUUGCCUGCUUGCUCUCAUGUGGAGAUGUUGGAGGCUGGGAGAGAGAUUCAUGCAUAUGCAAUUAGGAAUGACGGGUUGAUUGAGAAUUCUUUUGUGGCAAGUGCAUUGGUUGAUAUGUACUGUAAUUUUGAGCAGGUCACAAAGGGAAGAAGGGUUUUUGAAGGAGUUUCUGAGCCUAGACUUGGAUUGUGGAAUGCUAUGAUAUCUGGGUACAGUCAAAAUGGGAUUGACGAAGAGGCUUUGAAGUUGUUUGUUGAAAUGGAGCUGCUCGCUGGAUUAACUCCUAAUGCAACCACAUUGUCAAGCGUCCUUCCUGCUUGUGUGCGGUCUGAUGCAUUUGUUUGUAAAGAAUCUAUACAUGGGUAUGUCGUGAAGAGGAGUUUGGAGUGCGAUAAGUAUGUUCAGAAUGCACUUAUGGACAUGUACUCUAGAGUCGGGAAAAUUGAAGUUUCUCGAAGGGUUUUUGAUACUAUGGAGGCUAGAGAUGUUGUUUCUUGGAACACAAUAAUCACUGGUUAUGUGGUUUGUGGGUGUUAUAGCGAAGCGUUCAAUCUAACAAGUGAGAUGCAAGGAUUUGACUGUUGCAAACCUAACAAUAUCACUCUUAUGACUCUUCUACCUGCUUGUGCCUCUCUGGCAGCAUUAGGGAAGGGGAAGGAGAUUCAUGGUUAUGCAAUUCGUCACCAUUUAGAGACAGAUAUUGCAGUUGGCAGCGCUUUAGUGGACAUCUAUGCAAAAUGUGGCUCUUUAAUCCAAUCAAGAAGAGUUUUUGAGCGAAUGCCUAAACGUAACGUGAUAACUUGGAAUGUUCUUAUCAUGGCUUAUGGGAUGAAUGGGCUAGGAAUGGAAGCUCUUGCAUUACUAAAGGAAAUGUUAUCAGGAGAAGUGAAGCCUAAUGAAGUAACAUUUAUUGCAGCUUUUGCUGCUUGUAGCCAUUCUGGACUGGUCAACGAAGGGCUUGACCUUUUCUACAACAUGAAAGAGAAGUACAAUUUUGGACCAACUCCUGAUCACUAUGCUUGUGUAGUUGAUUUGCUUGGUAGAGCCGGGCAAUUGGAUAAAGCAUACAAUCUUAUUGAGUCAAUGAACCCUGUUCUUCACCAGGCUGGAGCCUGGAGCAGCUUAUUAGGUGCCUGCAGAAUUUACCAAAAUGUAGAGCUAGGAGAGGUUGCAGCUGACCAUCUGUUCAAACUCGAGCCAGAUGUUGCUAGCCAUUAUGUUCUCCUCUCAAACAUUUAUUCAGCAGCUGGGCUUUGGGAAAAGGCUAAUGAAGUGAGAAAGAACAUGAAGGAAAGCGGAGUUAGAAAAGAGCCAGGUUGCAGUUGGAUUGAAGUUGGUGACAAAGUUCAUCAGUUUAUGGCUGCAGAUUCAGUACAUCCUCAGAGCCUGAAGUUACAUAGAUUUCUUGAUAAGUUAUGGGAGAGGAUGGGGAAAGAAGGAUAUGUGCCCGACACUUCUUGUGUACUUCACAAUGUGGAUGAGGAUGAGAAGGAGAUGCUCCUUUGUGGUCAUAGUGAGAAAUUGGCUAUUGCUUUUGGUAUAUUGAACACGCCGCCUGGCUCAACUAUAAGAGUUGCGAAGAACCUUAGAGUUUGCAAUGAUUGUCAUAUGGCGACUAAGUUUAUUUCAAAAAUUGAAGGGAGGGAGAUUAUUCUUCGUGAUGUGAGAAGGUUCCACCAUUUUAAAGAUGGGUCUUGUUCUUGUGGUGAUUAUUGGUGAGAACUAGGCUUUGAACAAUCGGCUUUUGCUGGAUACAGUCGUGAGGCAGUCAACUCUCAUACUACAGAAAGAUAUAAAUAAUGUGUACCUAGUAAACAUUAUACUAGCUUAUUUGUGCACAGCAAAAAUCCCAUUCAAAUCAUUGGACGGAGAAUUCAAUUAUAUGAGUUUCAGUAAUCAUUCUAUAUGUCGGUAGUCAAUAUUUCAAUUAUACAGAACCUUGUUUGAAGGUGAAUGCCUCAUCUUUGUGCUAUAUAUAUGGAAUCUAUAGAAAGAGAAAAGCA